This is a messenger RNA of Andrographis paniculata, 1041 nucleotides long. RefSeq lists its product as uncharacterized. The record is from RefSeq and is a predicted model, not a curated record. The transcript is spliced from 8 exons. NCBI's taxonomy places the organism in Eukaryota, Viridiplantae, Streptophyta, Magnoliopsida, Lamiales, Acanthaceae. Bases 134 to 913 code for a protein of 259 amino acids.
AAAUCUUUUUCCUCAUUUCCCCAACUAUAAAUACAUCAUCUAACACUUCAAAUCAAACAACAAACACCCAUUUCUCCAUAUUUGUUCAAGGUGAUUAAUUAUCUUCAUUUAAGGCUGUUGUUCUAUCUGAAAUAUGGAAGCAGUGAUAAGAGCAGGGGGUGAUAAAUAUGAGUGCCUAAUCUUUGAUAUGGAUGAUACUUUGUAUCCUUUAAGCUUGGGAAUUAACAUGGCCUGUCGCAAGAACAUAGAAGAAUACAUGGUGCAUCAUCUACAUAUGGAGGAAAGUGAAGUCCCUAGGAUGUGUUUGGAGUUGUACAAGGAAUAUGGAACAACUAUGGCUGGACUAAAGGCACUUGGAUAUGAAUUCGAUAACGACGAGUUUCAUGCUUAUGUUCAUGGUAGACUACCCUAUGAGUUGCUAAGGCCUGAUCCAGUGCUACGUCAUCUACUACUGUCUAUGCCGCAACAGAGAAUAAUUUUUACAAAUGCUGAUGAAGCACAUGCUGCUCAAGUUCUUCGGCGCUUGGGAUUGGAAGAUUGCUUCCAUGGGAUUAUAUGCUUUGAAACGCUUAACCCUCCGUCGGAGCUUGUUGAAAAUGAAGAUCCAAGUUUCAAGAAUCGUGUUCUGUGCAAGCCUUUGUUAGAAGCAUUUGAAGCUGCGAUUCGAAUUGCGGAUGUUGAUCCAAAUAAAACAAUGUUCUUUGAUGACAGUGUCCGGAACAUAGCAGUUGGGAAAGCAGCUGGACUUCACACUGUAAUUGUGGGAAGAUCAACUCCAGUCCCGGGUGCAGAUUAUGCUUUAAAUAGCAUACAUAAUAUAAGAGAAGCUUUACCUGAAAUAUGGGAAGAUGAAGGAGAGCACCUGGAGCAGCGAAUCCAAUCUUUGGCUGUAGAAACUGUUGUCCUAGCAUAGACACGUGAUGACUAUCCUGGGAAGCAUCACACUCACGUGACAUUAUCGGGAUUCCACCAGCAAUUAUAUGGUGGUGAAGUAAUACCUGUGAAUCAAUAAAAUUUUACAGUAUACAACUGUUUUAUGAA